AUGUCUUGGUCCCAAGUGUCAGAAAAUCGCUGGGAGCGUCCCUCAAAUUCCAUUGAGUCAUUCUAUACUCUUAUAGGGGACGUUUCGGGCUCACUCUUCGAAGGCCGCCGCCAGUAUAUGAUAUUCUCCCGGCUCAAUGUGGAUUUGCAAAUUCCAGAUGCCGAGGUAGAAGACGCACUACGCUAUGCGUGGAAGCAAGUUCGUCAUGAGCAGCCGCAGAUAGCUCAGACGGCGGGAGAGGGAUUCAAGAAGGUCUACCAAGUCCCCGAUGAAGAUGCCCUUCAGCUAUGGUUAGAUCGGACAUUUAUCGUAUCUGAUACGGAAGAUGGUGACGCCCUUGCGAAUGACGCACCACCGAUUCAGCAAGCUACUUUCUACUAUGUGCGCAAAGCCUCGCAGCUUGUUAUCCGAGCUCACCAUAGUGUCAUCGAAGGGGUAGGCAUGACGCUUCUAUGGCAUACAUAUCUCACCGCUUUGAUGAAUCCGAAUCUCAAAAUGGAAUUCGGAGAGGAAGCUAUUCGCCUAUCACCUUCGCUCGAAAAAGCCAAAGGCUAUUCCGAUGUUCUACCGGCAGAUGCUGUGGCCAAGGGGUCACAGACAGCUACUGAUGCGCUGCCUUUUUACCCGGGUAUCGGCCCCGUAAGUAAAGUGGGCACUGUUCCGGUGGGGCCUACACAGAUGCGCGAAUACAGAUUCUCGGAACGAACAACCCAGGCCAUUAUCCAGGCUUGUAAAAAGGGUGGGUUCACGGUGACCGCCGCAGUGCACGCUGCUUUCGCCUUGACUAUCGCCAAACAUGCCGAUUCUACACUCAUUACCGACAAAUCUAAGUACCUUACGUUCUUUCAAUUGAACCUUCGCCCCUACCUCCCGGAGCCAUAUAACUCCAGCGAAUAUGCCGUGGCGCUCUACUACACCACCUGGCCCUUAGUCCUUGAAAUACCCCAUGAUUUCCAGCAACUUGUGCAAGUCAUUGCUGACAAAUACAAAAGCGUUUGCAAAGCUCUUGCGGAGAACAUGGCUUUAUCCAAUUCGGUCCAGAGCACUAUCCUUCAGUUCGCGAUGAAUCCAGAGUUUUUGACUCUACCCCCUGCUCGUGACGCCGUAUUCAGCAGUGUUGGUAUUGUCGAACGCUACCUAAAGCAGUCUUAUGCUUCCGCCGACAAUAAUAGAAGGGUGAUCGUUGAGGAUUUCAAGAUGGGUCUUGAAGUCGUUAUGUCGCAGCCCUUGUGUACUUUCUAUACAUUCCGCAACCAGAUGCGAAUGAUUUACAGCUUCAACGAAUCCUACGAUGACGAAGCCCUCGUUCAGGCGUACUUGAAAGAUGUGGAGAAUACUCUAUUGGAGAAACUUCUGGCUUAA
Messenger RNA from Penicillium pulvis, 1362 nucleotides. RefSeq lists its product as uncharacterized. The record is from RefSeq and is a predicted model, not a curated record. The transcript has a single exon. The coding region runs from base 1 to 1362 and encodes 453 amino acids. NCBI's taxonomy places the organism in Eukaryota, Fungi, Ascomycota, Eurotiomycetes, Eurotiales, Aspergillaceae.